UUUGGAAGAAAAGAUGUUAAUAAUAUAUUUUUAUGAAUUUCUCAAAUUUCUCCACAAAGCCAGAAUGGAAUGCUACUCCUUCCUGGGAUUGCACAGAACUUAUCUGUCAACUAGCACAGACUUACUGAUUCUGUCCUUCAUUACAGCAAGCAACACAAGGCCUCAAUGGAUUUUGAGGGUGGGAAGACUUGAAGAGUUUCUCAUAUCCUAACAUUGCCAAGUUUUCAUUAGAAACUAACGCCUUAAUGCAACAGGAACAGGAAAACUCAAAGGCAUGCGAUAAAGCUUCAGAGAGCCUGAAAGCCGAGGAAACUAAAAGCAAUUCUCCUGAGCAAACCAGCCUUCCAAAAAAUAGUGGAAACCCAAGCAGCAGCGAAGAAGCCCAGGAAACAAUCAAGAAGAGGAGGAGACGUUCCUCAAAGCUAGAGAUAAGGUCCAAGCUUAUUAAAAUCAAGAGCCAGAUUCUUAAGAGAGGGAUUUCUUCUUUUUAUAGUUCAUCGAAACAGCAGAGAGGAAGCGCUCCUAAUAAUAGUAGCAGAAGAUCCAGAUACAUUGGAAUCUCUAAAAAUAACACUCAUUGGCAAGCUUUGAUCAAUAUCGGAAGGACCAAGAAGUACAUUGACAUCUUUGUGUCUGAACAAGAGGCUGCCAGGACUUAUGACUUGUAUGCUAUUGCCAUCAAAGGUGUUAAAGCCGGCCUAAACUUUAAUUAUACUGCUGCUGAGAUGAUAGAUGGAAUCGAUCACUAUCUCCAGCACGGAAAAGUGAUGAUUUCUUCAUAA
This is a messenger RNA of Moneuplotes crassus, 782 nucleotides long. The record is from the annotation of a GenBank genome assembly. Lineage: Eukaryota; Ciliophora; Spirotrichea; Euplotida; Euplotidae.